AUGCCGCGGCUGCGGCUCAGCGUCGCGCCAGCGCCGCGUCCUGCGUCUCCGUCGACUCCCCAUCAGGCCGCGGCGGCGGACCAGCCGGCGCAGGCUUCCUCCUUACGAGACGGCGAGCCUGGACUACAUCAGCGAGACACGCUGCCGCGGAGGGGAGGUGCGGGGAAGACCAGCGCAUCGGCAUCGGCAGCGGCAGAUGCGCCAAAACAACUUUCUCCGGUCCUAGGAGGUGUCUCAAGUUCCUCCGCGCGGCCUGCAGCGGCAUGCGCUUCUUCGGCUGCUCUCGCGGAAGCGAAAGAGAAAGAGGCGAAGGAAGCGGACGAGGCGCCCAGCCCACAGGUCGGUGAGCAGGCGCACGCUGAGAAGCCUCUCGCCGGAUUCCCCCAGGCUGCCGCUGACCGCGAGGGACUGGGACUUCCGCCCCUUACAGGUGAUCCGCUGCUGGCAUCCUCCUGCGAGACCGGAGGGCACUCGGCGUCUCCAUCUCGGUUUUAUCAUAUGCAUGCAUGCACGUGCCCAUCGCUGGCCUGCGCGGCUUACGGCCUGCCGCGGCCUCCGUCGACCGGCGGCUCGUCAGACGUCUUUCCGCAGCCCGUCGGUCUUCCAGCGAGUCUCGCUUUUUGCGGUCCACACGUUUCCCUCGGCAGCUCGCUUCAUUCCUCGCAGAGUCACGAGGUCGCCUCGGCGCUUCGCUACUUGCAGGGCGGCUGGCUGGCGGAGCUCCGCGAGCGCCGCUGCCGCUGCCGCAGCCGCAGACGACCCUCCAGCGCCGACAGCACAAGCUCCGCGUGCCUGCGCGGAGCCCACGUCUCGCGCAAGGCGUGGGCGCUACGCGCGUGGCGUGAGGCGGAGAGCGAACUUCUGAGCAGCCGAAGCGAAGACGCCUCGAGCUGCAGCGAGACGCCAAGCUGCUGGCGCGGGCGCAGACGCCGCCAGAGACAAACCGCCGCGACUCAGGAGCGUAGGGGUCAGGCGCGGGACUGCGACUGCCGCGCCUGCCGGAGGCGGCGGCGUGGGCGGCGAUACCGGGCGACCUCUCGAAGCGUCCACACUCAGUCGAGUGUGUCUGCGCGUGGCGGGCGAGGUCUGCCGGCGGCCUGCGCGGCAUACGAGGCCACAAUCGCUUCCAAACCGCGAGUGCGUGGGCGGCUGCAGCAGAAGCGCGCGCGGCCGCCCCUUCCGUUUGUCAAGCUUCGCCAGCGACGCGGAAACACGCACUCGAGCUCCGAGGAAGAAGAUCUGCGUGGAGAGAGAGACGCAUCGCCUGCGUGUCUGCGUCGCGAGCGCAGCUUGGUAGCGGCGCUCGCGAGCUUCCCCCACUUCUCUCAUCUCGGGUCGGAGGAACGGCGGCGCGACGCCAUCUUCAAGGCGCCGGCGCUUCGUCGAGCGAGAGCAAGUGACGCCGGCAGCGAGAGCAGCGCGACUCAGCACAUCCCCUGGGCGGGCAUCGUGACGAAGGAGGCCUGCAAAGCGACCAUUUCGGCUAUGAAUCACUCGAGGGGAGGCGGGUCCGACGUGCGAGCCCCUUCCCUGUCGCCGUCCGGGCUGCUACCGGAGCCGUCGGCCGAAGGAGGCGCGAAACAGGAGACGGGAGCGUCCAGCGAAGCCGCCAUCAGCAGAGUAGCCCAGGAUGCAUCUGCAGGCGACGCUUCGGGCUCGGCUGCGGCGGCGAGGCGGACUCUGGAGGCCGCCGAGACGGGUGGAAGCUCAGCUGAGCGCCGCGCUCUCGAGGCGCCUGCAGCUGAUCGGGCGCCUUCGAGCUGCGACAGAGAGGCGUCCUCCCUCGGCGAAACAGUUUGUCACGCAUCAUCCGUGUCCGCAGUCGAAGAUGCAUGCGCCGCCCUCGCCCAGCAACCCGUCGUUAGCGUCGUCCCCCGGGUGCUUUCCUGCUCCUUGAGCGGAGGGAACUCAGGAGGCAGCAGCUGGAUGAGCCAGUGGGCUGGAACCCCAGGCUCGCUCUCAGAUGACUCAGCGAGCGACGCCACCUCCUCCUCCUUGUUCUCUUUCGUCACGGCGGUCGCCGGCCUGGGCCCCGUCCUGCGACUCCCCUCCGUCCCGCCGCGGCUCGCCUCUGCGACCGCCUCGAGUCGCAGCUGUCCGCCGCCCCCUGCGGGCCUCCAGGCUCCCGCCCUCGCCCUCGCCGUCGCUCCACCGCUGCGCCAGGCCCCGAAGGCCGCAGAGGCGCUAAAGGCGGCGCUUGCGCCCCGCUUGUUGUCUGCAUGCGAGGACGGCGGAGGCGAUUGCGCGGACGCCUGCUGCGGCUCUCAGGCGCGCGCCCCUCGCGGUCGCGCGCCGAGGCAGCUUUUGUAUAGCGCGAGAGUACUGGGUGACAACGGCAGACAGGGGAAGGGCACUCCCUCUGUGUCUGCACAUGUGCUGAAAGACGCGCGGGAGCUCUGGUCGCCUUCGGUCGACACUCCGUGCGUUGCCGCGCUGCUUCUCUCGGCCUCUGCGAAGGGGUCAGACGACAAGCUCGGGGGCGCUCGAUGCUUCCUCGCGGCGUCGAUCGAGGAAGACCCGCAGAGAGGACAAGGCACUCCAGCCGAAAGGCGGAGCGGCGCUGGGGCGGGACUGCGCGUCGCGAAGGGGGAGGGGGAUGCGUAUGCGGUUGCGCCGCUAGGGGAGAGGCGGCAGCCGUCAGGGGAGGGCGGCAAGGGCGAAGGGCGGUUCGGGAGACUGCGCCUCCUUCCCAAGAUCAUCUACGACCCUGCGAACGAAGACAUUGGAACCAGCUGCGGGAGCAGUCAGCGCAGCAGCAGUCUAAGAAGCAGUCCUACGGCCAGCGCUUGCGACGCAGCGGCGCCGCGCUGCCUCCUGGGGCUCCAGAGGCACCCUGGGAAGACCGGUUCGGCGAGGUCGGCGUCCUCUCCGAAGCAGCUGAGCGGCGCUGUCCGGCCCCACUGCGAGAACGCGCAGUCGCCGCGAAAGACGCAAGAAGGCAGGAAGGAAUCCUGGGGAGUCAGCGGCGACGCGGGAUUGGCUCCAGCGGAACGGAGAGAGAGACAGCCGGUGAAAGCGCCGCUGGAACCGUUGCUGGAUUCGAUGAAUCGCACAGGGGACGCGGGGGAGGAGACAGAGGGGGACGCUGGAGAACAAGUCGCGGACGGCAUUGUCGUCCUCGCGGAGUCAACGGAUCGAACUGAGGCCGAGGGUCUCCGCGCGCAGGAAACAUUUCGGGCGCACUUCGCGCUCUCUGUCUCUUCGCUGGCGCUGGACAGAGAUUCCGAGUCGGAGUCCAACCUCGACUUGAGUCACGACAGGAGGCCCCUGCCUCCCCCUGGCUUUGGCAUCGCCGGGGCCGGUCGAGAGACGACCGGCGCUCAGGCGAACGCAGUUGCAGGUUCCGCAUUGAAGAACCCCGGAGGGAGAGACGCGCCCGUGGCGCAUGCGGGAAGGAACGAGGGCCUUCGGACGGGGCAAGCCGAGCGCACAGAGAGAGGAGAGACUCGCCUGGCACGGGUGAGGCCCUCGCGGCGGGCAGGCGGAAACAGCGACGCGACCACGGUCGUGCCGCCUGCCGGCGAGGGCCUGGAGGGCCUGACGACCGACAGCAGCAGCGGGGAGCACACCGAGACGUCUCCAAGCUGUUCGGAAGACUGGGCAGAGGCUGCCCGAGCUGCAGAGCAUGGAGACGUUGACCCCGUUGCAGAUGCAACGAGCGGCGAGCCAACGACCGACCAGCUAGGCGCCGAAGCCGCUCGCCGGCGUCUCCUGCCAGGCCACCCCGGAGAAGAGUUAUCCCCGACCCUCGGGCCUCGCGCGGCGAGCACACAACAGACGACACCGGCAAAAACUCCCACGCCGAGCGCUUCUUUGGUGCAGGAUGUGCGGCGCAGGUGUCAGCCUGAGGCACGCAUGAGCUUCGCACUCCAUUCUGAAAUUCUCUCCUCGGACGCGGAAAGCGAAAAAGAGGCGCCGGCCUCUUGGCGCCUAGGCCGCGAGACCCCACUCGCGUGUUCUUUCGAUCGCGGCCUACCGGCCUCUUGGGCUCCAAAACCUGCUAGCGCGUCGAGUGCUUCGGCGGGAGCGUUCGAUUUCCCUUCCUUUGGCGGGUGCAGGUCGGCGAGUCUCGCUGCCCACGCGUCUGCCGACGAGAAGGCCGCCGCUCUCCCUUCGCUUCUUCACCCGCGCCCCGGCUGCGGCGUUGCGAAGGCCACAGACGACGCGCUGCAAAGGCACAGCGAAAGAAGAGACGAGAAGCGAGAGGCCUGUUGCCGCCGGAGCUGCUCUCUCGAUUCCACCGCGACAGAAAAACCUCUGGAGCCUCCGAGACAGAACUCGCUGGCCUGCGGCGUUGUGAGCGUCGCCACGCGUCCCCAGCCUACCUCAGACACGCGCACGCUGUUUCCGUUUGUUCCUGCCUCAGCCGCGUCGUCCGCUUCGACAGGCGCCCUCUCGGUUCCGCUUGUGCAGGGGGGAACGGGGUCGUCAGCGCUGUUCUUCAGCUUCUCCGACUCCGGUGGCCUCACGGGCCUUGAGCCUCCUUCGGGCGCGGCCGCGGCUGCAGCGGGGACGGCAGCCGGGGCGACCGCGUCUGUUCGUAGGGCCGCCGCCGGCGCGGCCAUCACGCGAGAGGAGAAAAGAGAGGGCGAAGGAAAUUCGACUUCGCCAGCGUGUUCUUCUGUCGAGGAUGAACCCCGGCCGCCGGCGCCGCCUGAGCCCGCAGUCCCUCCGGAGGCGUUGCCGACUCGAUGCUCCUGGCUCUCCUUUAGUGACUGCGGCUCGCACGAGGGUGCCUCGCGGCCUGCGGGAGAGGCGGCGGGACGCGGGUCGCUGCUGCCUGGCUUGGGCAGCCACGAUGCCGAGACCUCGCUCUUCAGGUCGGAGAAGAACGCGCCCUCGGCACGCGACCCCGCGAUGAGCUGCGCGUUCGCGGGCCUGUCCGCGUCGCUACCGCCAACGGCGUCCUCUCAGUCAGACCCCUGCGCGGCGCCUUCGCCGUUGCACAUUCCUCUGCCGCCUCUUUUCUCGAGUUUUUCGGCCUCGCCGGAGACUCUCCACCUCGGCCCCUUUGCGUCUCUGUCCUCCUCGGGGGCGGAGGCCUGGGGCCCGCGGCUGCGCAGGAGCGCAGGCGAGGACUCUCAGGCGCUCUUCGGCGCGGGGGAUCGCGGAAGCUCUGAGCCGCCUUCGCUCGCGUUCAGCUUCUCAGCGUCGCCCGCCCCGGCCGCAAGCAUUCCUCCGCUCGCGACUGUCUCUUCUCACGCCUCCCAGUCUCCGCAUCCGUGUGCGACCGCGCGGCGCGUGUCUGCGGGCGCAGCGGCCGCCGCGGGCAAGCUCCUGGCUCCCGGCUUUGAGCAGCCGGGCUCAGGCCCUUCGUCGUUCGAUGGGAAACAGAGAGAAAGGGCGCCCGACAGAGGCGAGGGCGCCGCCUCCUCGGCGUCGUGCCCCUGCUCGGGCUGUGGGGCGUCGACGGCUCCUGGGAGUCGAAUGCGCAGUUCCCUCCUGCUGGCUUCCAGCGAGGGCGAAGAGGCCUUUGGCGACGUCCUCAGCACGCAGGAGCUCCCCUCGAUGAAACUCAAGACGCGCUGGGGCCUAGUGGAGGUCACGGACGCAGGCGACUUCUGUUUCGCCUUCAAGGCGCGCUCCGAGCUCAAAGGCAUGUAUGGCGACGCGGCAUCGUCGGUAGGGACGGAGGAGACAAGGGAGACAGCGGAGAGCGAGCCCCGUGGAAAGAAGGCAGACAGCGUCGAGCUCCUCUUCGUUGCGGAGGCAGGCGGACGCUCGGUUAAGAUCCAGGAGCUUGGAGACGAGGCCCCCGGCCGCGUGUUGAAGCGCUACCACAUCGAAUGUCUGCCUGAGCGCCAGGCGCUGCGCUACCGCUACGCGAGCGAAGUCGUCGCUUGCCUCAAGCAGAACACAGCGAAGGUGACUCUGAAGAAGUCGGGGAUCGGGCUCUUUCAACUGAUGAGCAACACGCCUGCGGACUUUGUGGCGACUUUUACCUCGGCGUUUUCUCUCUUCAUCGCGUCCAUUCACAUUCGGCGCGGCAUGGUGGCCUUCCAGUCGCGCGUCGGGAACGUGCUGCAUCUGCCGGUCGACGACGUCGCGCUCCUGCUCACGCAGAAUCCCGCGCAGACCGGCUCGCUCGCCUCGACCAGCUCAUCCGCGGAAGACCGACGCCGCGCCCAGACGCAGAGUUGCGGCGCGUCCAGCUUCGCGGGCUCCGAGGGCUCGCGACGCCACGGCCGCGGCAGCGUCGCGACGCGCAGCACCGCGGACAGCAGCACCGCGGACAGCAGCACCGCGGACAGCAGCACCGCGGACAGCAGCACCGCGGACAGCAGCUGCGCGGGCGUCGGUGGAGGCGGUUGCAGCGGCGAGUCUGUCAGCGCCAGAGGCGCGAGGGCUGGGGGCAAAACGAGGGGCGCAGGUGUCGGCGCGGAGGUCGCCUCCGCUGCAGAAGCCGAGGGGGCGGAGGGCCUGCGGGGCGAGCAGGCCGUGGCGAUCGCGGGCUCCGACCUCGGCGGCGAGUUCUCCUUCGGACCCUGCGCCGAGUGGAGCCGCGCGAGCCGCGAGAGUCGCGCGGCGCCUGGGGAGGAGAGCAAGGCGGACGCGUGGAGCGAGAGGGAGAGGAAACGACAGUGGCAGGAGGUGAGGGCGGCCCUGUCUGCCGCACAGUUGCCUCUGGCCUCCGUGGUGCAGGCCUGGCAAGUUCUCCUGCGGGCCCUCGCGGUGUGCUGCGAAGGCGAGCGCAGGGGCUUGAGCGCCUACGCCGAGAAGCUGAAGCUGAGGCUGCGACUCGCGCACCGACCGGACGCGGACGCAGGCCUCUUUGGCGGCGGGCGCCCCGGCGUCGCAGCGCAGGGCGAGAAGGGGAGCGCCCGGUUUGGCGCGGCGAGCGACAGCCAAGAAGACAUCGAGCAAAUCCGCAGAGAAGUCUACCAGAGCGUCUUCCCGAUUACGGUCAAACGAAAGACUCACUGGUGA
Messenger RNA from Besnoitia besnoiti, 6927 nucleotides. RefSeq lists its product as uncharacterized. Lineage: Eukaryota; Apicomplexa; Conoidasida; Eucoccidiorida; Sarcocystidae. The transcript is spliced from 3 exons. The record is from RefSeq and is a predicted model, not a curated record. The coding region runs from base 1 to 6927 and encodes 2308 amino acids.